UGAUGUGAGUUAGCAGCUGUCAGUGACAUUUCGUUUGCUUCGUGUAAAUCUUGUGAUGUUCGAGUUACGAAUCCGUCUAUUUCAAUGAAUAAUGGUGCACAUUAAUAGAUAAUGUAUAUUUUUUUUUGCUUAUUUUACUGUUUAUCAUUAGAACUGUGUUAAAGUCUUUAUUAUUGUGAUUAUACUUUAUAAUGGAGGAUCUAAACUUGACAGAAACCGAAAUGAGAUAUUUCGGUGAUUUGUUUUUAUGUUGUGAUGAAGAAUCAAACGGGAAAAUACCAAUUUUAAAAGCGACUGAAUUAUUUAGAUCGUCUAAUAUAUCAAAUGAUGCCCUUAAACAGAUCAUGGACAUCAGUGUUGCUCCAAACAAUUGUGCUUCACUAAAUCAUAUGAAUAGAAAACAAUUUUAUUCAGCUUUAAAAUUAAUAGCUGCACAUCAAACUAACAUGAUGUUGAAGCCAGAAUUAGUGUCAGCUUCUUUAGACCUUCCUUUGCCUAGGUUUACAUGGGCACUUAAUUCUGAAGCUAAUGUUGAUCUAAUACAAUUAUCCAAUUCACCAAAGGAGCAACAUAUUCCAAAAGAAAGAAACUUUGUUGGUAAAAUAGGUGCUUACGAGCCAAUUCGACUGUCAUCAAACUUGUCUGACAGUGAUGUUCCUCAAACAUUGUCACAUGAGGCUACAGAGGCAUUGAGUACUGACUCUGAAAUGGAGUCAGAAACUAUGUCUCAAAGAUCAGGAUCACGAGGGCAGCACAGAGGGAAAAAUGGUUCGCCCUGGAGCACUGCUAGUGAGAGUCCCACACCAACAAACAGUGUUGCAGAGCGAGUACAUCCAGUAUGGGAACACAGUGCUACCGGUCGAGGUGUCUGGCCUACUAAUACUGGAGAAGAACAUACAAGGCUUUUGGGUACGGAGGAAGAAUCUUCAGACCGACACUCAUCUGAAGAGGAGGGUGACACAGAAGUUCGCACCGAUCUAUGGGCCAUCAGCGAUGCCCAAGCGCAUCAUUAUGCGGCACAGUUUGCUCAGCUGAGACCCGAGCGAGGGCUGCUUUCUGGACAGACUGCUAGAUUGUUCUUCGAAAAAUCGCGACUUUCCGUUCCGGACCUGCGCAAGAUAUGGCAACUAGCCGACAUCAACAAAGACGGAAUGCUAACUUUAGAGGAAUUCAGCAUAGCGAUGCACCUGAUAGUGCUCAGGCGGAACGACGUGCCCGUGCCUGACUCGCUCCCGGCCUGCCUCGUGCCUAAGGUAGACUCCCGCUUCUCCCAGCAGGCCGUCACCACCAAUCUCGUCGACCUCUGGGCGGACGUGUUCAGCUCCGGCUCCUCCGCGGACUUCGGUUUCGUCAACAAAGCGGAGACGGUGGAUCACUUCGACGGAAAGACACCGAAGAAGCCCGAAGACCGGCAGCCCUCGCUGUCCCCCCCGAAACCGGAACCCCAGGCGAACAAUAAAGAGUGGACCAAGUUCGUCGAUUCGCCGACGUCGAGCGUAUCGAGCCCCGGCCCGAAGCCGGUCAAUUUCGAUUUCCACAAAUCGGCCGUCGAGCGCGAUCCGAAAAUAUACCACCCGGUCGCGUUGCGGGUGACACCCGACGCGAACGCUCUACCGUCCGGGCACGGGGAGGGCGACGUGCGCUCGAGCGCGUCCCCGCGGCGGGACGAGUUCGCGCACGCGUUCGACUCGGCCAGCCCGAUGCGGCUGACCUCGCAGCCGCCGACCGAGCCACCCCCGCCGAACGGGCAGGAGAUCAAGUCGAUCCAGCGCCCGCAGCCGAAGAAGCCGGUGAAGAGCGCGAGCGUGCUGCCGCCGCCGCCGGCACGCGAGCCCUCCGUGCACGCGGACGACGGCCCGCAGUCGCUGCAGUACGCACCCAAGAAGGAGCCGCCCCCGCCCCCGCCGCCGCGCCCCCUCCGCAACCACGCCCGCUCCAGCUCGCUAGACUUGACCAAGCUGAAGGGCCCGCCCCCGCCGCAGCCGCCCCCUCGCACCUCGCCGCCCGCCGCCCGCGCGCCGCCCCAGCAGCGGGUGGAAAACGAGCCGGCGUUCCCUCCGGACGCAUUCGCGCCGCGCGAGUACGAAGGCGAAGGGUUCGGAUAUAACCGCGAGGACGCUCCGAAGAUGCAUGGCGCGUUCGAAGUGUACCGGAAGCCGUCGAGGGAGCCGUCGUGCGAGGCGGAGCCGGACGUGAAGGCGCUGCAGGAGCAGAACGCGGUGCUGCACCGCGUGUGCCGCGCGCUGGUCGCCGAGCUGGCGGACGUGCAGCGGGAGCGGCACACGCUCAAGGUGCGCCUGCAGGCACACGACGCCGCCCUCUAG
Diatraea saccharalis (sugarcane borer) is the source of this 2324-nucleotide messenger RNA. NCBI's taxonomy places the organism in Eukaryota, Metazoa, Arthropoda, Insecta, Lepidoptera, Crambidae. The record is from the annotation of a GenBank genome assembly.